GGUGCUAAAAAAAUUGAUGGUGCACGAACAAACUUCGCACAAGUUUCGGCUGCUCAGAAAGUUUGGCCAAAUGCCAAAAUUCAAAUUUGUUUUUGGCAUCUUAAGAAAGCAAUUAAAAAACGUCUUACUGAUAAUACAUAUCCAAAAGUUAUUAAUUAUAGUUCAUAUUCAGCACACCAGGUAUUUGAGUUUAUUGAUAUCGAAUUUUAUCCAACACCACCAUCUCAAAUGACCCCAGUGCAAAAAAAAAGCUUUUGCUUUUGCCCAAAAGAACUACGACCUAAAAUUCUAGACAUGAUAGUACAACAUAUGCAUUUUCACUCUUUAAUUCCAAAUACAAGUGGAGUUUAUUUAACGGCAUAUGAAAUUUGGAAACAGUCAACGAAACAAGUUUAUGAAUUUUGCACAUAUCAUGAUUUAAAACUUUUGUGGAUUUAUUUAUGGGAACAUUGGUAUCGUGAAGAACUUUGGGUUCUAUGGUCACACUCUGCAUAUGAUAAGAUUUGUUUAUUCCGUACCACAAUGCUGUGUGAAUCGCACUGGAAGGUCAUUAAACAGGAUUUUUUGCCUAAAUUUUUUAGGCCACGUCUUGAUUUAUUAACUUAUAUGGGCGCUUUGCAAUAG
This is a messenger RNA of Ambispora leptoticha, 624 nucleotides long. The record is from the annotation of a GenBank genome assembly. Lineage: Eukaryota; Fungi; Glomeromycota; Glomeromycetes; Archaeosporales; Ambisporaceae.